AUGGUAUUACUAUUUCAUAAAAAUGAGAAACAUCCAAAGCACAAUCAACAUACCCUCAUGGAUACAAAACAACCAGGAACCCGCCGACCUGAAGGUCUACAAACAGAAGUCAUAACUACUCGGUUAUCUGGCUCUGCUAAACACGGAGGACAGUGGAACCGUUUCGAUGCUACACAUUGUCACUACGGUUUGUGUGCAGUAGAAAGUUCUAGCCAAAUUUUCUCCUCCUAUAUUUUCCGAGUUGUUAAAUUGCCACAUCUCCAAAAUAACAAUUCGAAAAUAUUUGUGCUUUUGCUGGCCUGUGCGGCAUUUGUAAGAGCCGAUGUUUCACAUUUGUUUGGCCACAAUCAUGAACAUCACCAUGAUCAUCAUGAACACCAUUACCAUCACCAACAUGGCUAUGAAUACUCUCACCAAGAAAUAGAAAAUCAUCCAGGUUAUGAUUAUCCCAAACCGAAGGUGCCUUUUGAAUUGCCAAAAACUACACUGCCACCACCACCCAAGCCAACCUAUUUGCCUCCAGAACCACCAAAGCCAACCUAUUUGCCUCCACAACCACCAAAGCCAACUUAUUUGCCACCCAAACCAGUGCCUACUUAUUUGCCUCCUCCUACUACUACGAACUUGCCCCCUACACCACCUAAACCAACCUAUUUGCCGCCUACACCACCAAAGCCAACCUACUUGCCACCCACACCACCAAAACCAACCUACUUGCCUCCCACACCUCCAAAACCCACAUACUUGCCUCCCAAGCCAGUGCCAACAUAUUUGCCCCCUAAGCCCACAUAUUUGCCACCUUUACCACCAAAACCCACCUAUUUACCACCCACACCACCAAAACCCACCUAUUUACCACCCACACCACCAAAACCCACAUAUUUACCACCCACAACCCCAGUAGCCCAGUAUUUGCCGCCUCAACCCAUUAAGUCGGAAUAUUUGCCACCCAAACCCAACAAAUCGGAAUAUUUGGCACCCGCUCCAACACCCACCUUCAAAAUUCCCAUUCCCUCAUAUGCCGCUCCCCUAGAGGAAGUAUUUGGCAAUGAAUUGCAAGAGGAUGGUUAUCAUUACAAUAUCCCGGCCAAGAGAUUCUUCUUCUAA
Messenger RNA from Musca vetustissima, 1107 nucleotides. RefSeq lists its product as uncharacterized. The transcript has 6 exons. Lineage: Eukaryota; Metazoa; Arthropoda; Insecta; Diptera; Muscidae. The coding region runs from base 1 to 1107 and encodes 368 amino acids. The record is from RefSeq and is a predicted model, not a curated record.